CGCUUGCCACCCGCUUGAGCCGUCCCGGGCCGGUUCGUACCCUGCAGCCGGGCCUCUCGGCCCCCGGCAGCCGAACCGCGGCGGGGUGGCUGGCCUGCGCCGUUUGCAGCGUGGCCGCCUCCUCUGAGGCGCUGUGAUGUACUGCGAGAAGUGGAGGCCUGUGGCGGAGAUGUGUCUCUUCCUCGAAGACCUGCGGGGGGGCUCGCGCAUCCUCUGCCUCUGCUCGCGGGCGUUUGUGGAAGAUCGGAAAUUGUACCAUUUGGGACUAAAAGGCUACUAUGUUAAAGACGAUGACAGCAGUGCAGGAGAACAAGCCGCGGAAGAGGAGGAAGGAGGCCACUCCCAGGGCCCUGCAGAGCCCCACGACAACAGAUGCCCAGACCCAGAUGAGAGUGAACUGGAUUCCGAGGCUGAACUCAUGAGGAGUAUGGGCUUGCCCCUUCAAUUCGGUAGGAUGUCCGCACAUAAGAAUUUUGAGGAAUCUAUGAAUACUAGGAAAAAAGUUAAAAUAAUGAAAAAGAAAAAGAAAAAAUAUCAAAAGAAGUACUUAGAUGAGAUUAAGAGAGAAUCCUGGAGACAAUGUGAAGAAGAUGACAUUUCGGCUUCGGACGAUCCUUCUUCAUCUGAGAAUGAGAACGCUAGAAAGUGCAAAAUUCAAAGCCAAAAAGACAUUGAGGCUGAAAGUUUUCCCAUUGAAAACACAGUAGGUCCAAAGCUGGAAAUUACAGAGAUGUGGGAAAAGUACUGGAAUGAAUACGGUGGAGGACUGCUGUGGCAAAGCUGGCAAGAGAAACAUGCAGAUCAGACCCUGUGUCCAGAACCAUGGAAUGUUCCAGACACAAAGGAGGAGUGGGAGCAGCACUACAGUCAGAUGUAUUGGUACUAUCUGGAACAGUUUCAGUACUGGGAAGCUCAGGGCUGGACUUUUGAUGCCUCACAAAGCCAAGAUACAGACCUUGGUGGGUCUAAAAUAGAAGUUGACAACAAAAAAGACGAAAAUCAUAUGAAAGCAGAUGAACUUUUUCCCCCAUCUUUAUCCGUUGGCAGCGAAAGCUCUAGUUCAAGUGAUAAAGAUCAUAGUGAAAUUCUCAAUGGAAUUAGUAACAUAAGUCUGAAUUCAGAGAAAGUAGAACAGAGACAGGUAGAUCCCUCCCUAAGUUGUGAUGGACGUCAGUGUUUGAGUGAAGUUCCCAGCAGAAGAGAAUGCCCUGCUUCUGGCCACAGUGAACGGAGUCAUGGAGGAACCACGGAAAGCAGCUUGUCUGGGAGCAGAAGCACAGACCAGCCAGCUCAGGAUUCACAGGAGUCCUCAGAAGCAAACACAGUCAGAGACGGAUGCCACCGCAGUGGCACUGAUGGGGAUGAGAGUGGAGACGAUCCACCUGAAGAGAAGCGAAGCAAACUGAAGAGGAGUCAUGAGCUGGACCUCGAUGAAAACCCGGACUCAGACUUUGACAGCGAUGGUUCUCUUCUAGGAUUCAAGCACGGCUCAGGGCAAAAAUACGGAGGAAUUUCAAACUUCAGUCGCCGGCGGGUGAGGUAUCUGCAGAAGAACAUGAAGCAGAAGUCAAAGCCCUUGGACAUGAGACGACAAAUCAACAUGAAAAACAAGCACAUCUUCUUCACUGAAGAGUCAGAUAAAACUGGUUUUAAGAAAAGCAGAACUUUGAGUAAGGUAGAAAAAUUUCUAAAGUGGGUUAAGGAACCAGUGGAUGAAGAACCAUCGCCAGAGUCGGUUUCUCAUAACAACGUGCAAGACACUUGCACGAGCAGUGGCUCAGAGGAACCAGAAGUGUCUGUUGAGAAGGGGGAUGACCCAGUGGAAAGGAGUGAGGCAGAGCCUGGACAGCAUCCUGCUGUGUGUCCAGCCGGGGAAGUAGGGGCAGAGAAGCAUAAUGGGACCAGCCCAGAAGCUGCCGGGACAGAUACAGAGGGCUGCAUGCCCCAGGCUGCUUCGGACCCUCGCCAGGAAGAGGCUGAAGCUGAAAGUCAGAAGAAGAAGAAAAAGAAAAAGAAGAAGAAAAAGGGGCUGAGUCUGCCCCCUGAGAUUGCUGCCGUGCCUGAGCUUGUGAAGUACUGGGCUCAGAGGUACAGGCUCUUCUCCCGUUUUGAUGAUGGGAUUAAAUUAGACAGAGAGGGCUGGUUUUCAGUUACUCCUGAGAAGAUCGCCGAGCAUAUCGCAGGCAGAGUCAGCCAGUCCUUGGAGAGUGGCACCGUUGUGGACGCCUUCUGCGGAGUUGGAGGGAAUACCAUUCAGUUUGCUCUAACAGGGAAGAGAGUGAUUGCCAUCGAUAUUGAUCCUGUUAAGAUAGAUCUCGCUCGCAAUAAUGCAGAAAUUUACGGCGUAGUGGACAAGAUCGAGUUCAUCUGUGGAGAUUUCCUGCAAUUGGCGUCUAGUCUAAAGGCUGACAUCGUGUUUCUCAGCCCACCUUGGGGAGGACCGGACUACGCCACUGCCGAGAUCUUCGACAUCAGCACCAUGAUGUCUCCUGACGGCUUUGAAAUUUUCAGACUUUCCCAGAAGAUCACUAAUAAUAUCGUUUUUUUUCUUCCGAGAAAUGCUGAUAUCGACCAGGUGGCAUCCUUGGCUGGGCCUGGAGGGCAAGUGGAAAUAGAACAAAACUUUCUUAAUAAUAGGUUGAAGACAAUCACUGCUUAUUUUGGGGACCUGAUCCAAAGAUCAACCUCUGAAUCAUAAAUGAGGUGGGACAGAGAGACCAGAAGAUCAUGUAGCAUUCAAUUAUCAUUCACUGGAGUUACUCUCUGUGCUCACUGAUGUUUUGUGCCCAGAGUCUAGUGGGUAUUUGUGCCCAAAUACACAUUUUCCCUCACUGGUGCAGUACUAUGUGAAAUUUGCUUUUAAGCAUCCAUUUAUUUUAUAGUUAGUGUUUUUUA
Budorcas taxicolor (takin) is the source of this 2895-nucleotide messenger RNA. It is a transcript of the gene TGS1, whose product is annotated as trimethylguanosine synthase 1. NCBI's taxonomy places the organism in Eukaryota, Metazoa, Chordata, Mammalia, Artiodactyla, Bovidae. The transcript has 13 exons. The record is from RefSeq and is a predicted model, not a curated record. Gene Ontology annotation, cellular component: nucleus. Gene Ontology annotation, molecular function: RNA cap trimethylguanosine synthase activity. Gene Ontology annotation, biological process: 7-methylguanosine RNA capping; 7-methylguanosine cap hypermethylation. Bases 137 to 2698 code for a protein of 853 amino acids.